Acomys russatus (golden spiny mouse) is the source of this 1353-nucleotide messenger RNA. It is a transcript of the gene Pax1, whose product is annotated as paired box 1. Gene Ontology annotation, biological process: regulation of transcription by RNA polymerase II; anatomical structure development. The coding region runs from base 1 to 1353 and encodes 450 amino acids. Gene Ontology annotation, molecular function: RNA polymerase II cis-regulatory region sequence-specific DNA binding; DNA-binding transcription factor activity, RNA polymerase II-specific. NCBI's taxonomy places the organism in Eukaryota, Metazoa, Chordata, Mammalia, Rodentia, Muridae. The record is from RefSeq and is a predicted model, not a curated record. The transcript has 5 exons.
AUGAAGUUCACCUUGGGCCUGGGGUCGCGGGCCUGGAGAGUGUCCUGGGAGCGGGCGGCGGCGGCGGCUGCGGCGGUGGGCCCUGGGGCAGGCGGCGCGCUGGGCAGCUGCUCACUGCGCGUCUCCAGCCGCCGCGGCCCUCGGCUCGCACGCGCCCUCCCUCUAUGCCUCUCCGGCGGUGGCGGCGCCCGAGCUCUCCCGGACUGCGCCGGGCCCAGUCCCCGCCGCUCCGGCGCCAGGCAGCUGGCUGGCCCGCGCGCGAUGGAGCAGACGUACGGUGAAGUGAACCAGCUUGGUGGUGUGUUCGUUAAUGGCCGUCCUCUGCCCAACGCUAUUCGCCUACGCAUCGUAGAGCUAGCACAGCUGGGUAUCCGACCCUGUGACAUCAGUAGGCAACUGCGGGUCUCCCACGGCUGCGUGAGCAAGAUCCUGGCGCGCUACAACGAGACCGGCUCCAUCCUGCCCGGGGCCAUUGGGGGCAGCAAACCCCGAGUCACCACUCCCAAUGUAGUGAAACACAUCCGGGACUACAAGCAGGGCGACCCUGGCAUCUUUGCCUGGGAGAUCCGUGACCGGCUACUGGCUGACGGCGUCUGUGACAAGUACAACGUGCCCUCUGUGAGCUCCAUCAGUCGCAUCCUGAGAAACAAGAUCGGCAGUCUGGCGCAGCCAGGACCCUAUGAAGCAAGUAAGCAGCCGCCUCCGCAGCCUGCGCUGCCUUACAAUCAUAUCUACCAGUACCCCUACCCCAGCCCAGUGUCGCCCACGGGCACCAAGAUGGGCAGCCAUCCCGGGGUCCCCGGCUCAGCGGGUCACGUCAGUAUCCCUCGUUCAUGGCCCUCUGCACACUCGGUCAGCAACAUCUUGGGCAUCCGGACGUUUAUGGAGCAAACAGGGGCCCUGGCCGGGGGCGAAGGCGCUGCCUACUCCCCCAAGAUGGAAGACUGGGCGGGUGUGAACCGCGCGGCCUUCCCCACCUCUCCAACAGUGAAUGGGCUCGAGAAACCUGCCUUGGAGGCCGACAUUAAAUACACUCAGUCGGCUUCCAGCCUCUCCGCAGUGGGCGGCUUCCUCCCCGCCUGUGCCUACCCGGCUUCCAACCAGCACGGUGUGUACAGUGCUCCAGCAGCGGGCUACCUGUCUCCCGGCCCGCCCUGGCCACCGGCCCAGGCACCCCCGCUGGCGCCCCACGGAGCUAGUGUGGCGGUUCACGGCGGGGAGCUUGCAGCAGCAAUGACCUUCAAACACCCCAGCCGAGAAGGGGCCGAGAGGAAGCCGCCCAGCCCGGGCGGCAAGGCCACAGACGCACUCGGUAGCUUACACGGACUGCCCAUCCCGGCCUCGACCUCCUAG